Molecule: messenger RNA, 1184 nt
Organism: Mesitornis unicolor (brown roatelo)
Lineage: Eukaryota; Metazoa; Chordata; Aves; Mesitornithiformes; Mesitornithidae
Gene: FECH
Product: ferrochelatase
Exons: 10
Biological process (GO): heme biosynthetic process
Molecular function (GO): protoporphyrin ferrochelatase activity
Source: RefSeq, a predicted model, not a curated record
UUGUAAGAAGCAGCAGCCAGCUGAGGGUCCCGGUACGAUGGAGGGGUCAGGCAACUGCGGCCGCCGUGACGGAAAGCGCAAAACCUCACAUCCAGCCAGAAGUGCGGAAACCCAAGACUGGGAUCUUGAUGUUGAACAUGGGAGGUCCAGAGCGGCUGGAUGAUGUGCACGAUUUCUUACUUCGCCUCUUCCUGGACAGGGAUCUGAUGACACUUCCAGCUCAAAAUAAAUUAGCACCGUUCAUUGCCAAACGCCGCACACCGAAGAUCCAGGAGCAGUACAGCAGGAUUGGAGGUGGAUCACCGAUCAAGAAGUGGACGGCGGUGCAGGGAGAAGGCAUGGUGAAGCUGCUGGACAGCAUGUCUCCUCACACAGCACCCCACAAAUACUACAUUGGCUUCCGCUACGUGCAUCCUCUGACAGAAGAAGCCAUUGAGGAGAUGGAGAAGGACGGCGUGGAGAGGGCCAUCGCAUUCACCCAGUACCCCCAGUACAGCUGCUCCACCACCGGAAGCAGUUUAAAUGCCAUUUAUCGCUACUACAACAAGAAAGGGCAGAAGCCAAAGAUGAAGUGGAGCAUAAUUGACCGGUGGCCUACACAUCCCCUUCUCAUUCAGUGCUUCACCGAUCACAUACAAAAGGAGCUGAACCUGUUUCCACCUGACAAAAGGAAAGACGUCGUCAUCCUCUUCUCGGCUCACUCGCUGCCCAUGUCUGUGGUGAACCGUGGUGAUCCGUACCCUCAGGAAGUGGGAGCCACUGUGCAGAGGGUCAUGGAGAAGCUGAACUACUCCAACCCGUACAGGCUGGUGUGGCAGUCCAAGGUUGGACCGAUGCCGUGGCUUGGCCCGCAGACCGAUGAGACCAUUAAAGGGCUGUGCCAAAGGGGAAAGAAGAACAUGCUGCUGGUCCCCAUAGCCUUCACAAGUGACCACAUUGAAACGCUUUACGAGCUGGAUAUUGAGUAUUCCCAAGUUUUAGCAAAUGAGUGUGGAGUUGAAAAUAUCAGAAGAGCAGAGUCUCUCAAUGGCAAUCCACUGUUCUCCAAGGCCCUGGCAGACCUGGUCUGCUCGCAUCUCCAGUCCAACGAGGUCUGCUCCCGGCAGCUGACGCUGUGCUGCCCGCUCUGCGUCAACCCAGUCUGCAGGGAGACCAAAGCCUUCUUCACCAGCCAGCAGCUGUGA